Molecule: messenger RNA, 4569 nt
Organism: Theileria orientalis strain Shintoku
Lineage: Eukaryota; Apicomplexa; Aconoidasida; Piroplasmida; Theileriidae
Product: ABC transporter
Exons: 1
Coding region: 1-4569 (1522 amino acids)
Biological process (GO): transmembrane transport
Cellular component (GO): membrane
Molecular function (GO): ATP hydrolysis activity; ABC-type transporter activity; ATP binding
Source: RefSeq, a predicted model, not a curated record
AUGAAUCAACCUUCCAUGAGUAUAAAGUAUUGUAACUACGAACCGGAAAACUGUUUCUGGGAAAGUGAAGAGUAUAGCAAAUCGUAUUUUGAAACUAAAAAGAACAAGUAUAUUAAAUAUCAUGACAGUUCUGGAAUUUUAAAGUAUCUGUUCUUUUACUGGGUCAACAAAUGGGCCCUAGUACUCUCAAAAAAGUACCUAGAGCCGUACAAGCUACACCCGCUGCCUGUGUCAGACCAAAUAUUAGUCUGGGAACCAGUAUUUUCGAAGCAUAUCAGCGACGGAAUAAUAAGGCUGGAAUCAUACGAACAAGAUAAGGCGAGAUCGAAAGACAAACUCAAAAGGCCGUACAAGUCGAUACUGUUUCACGCCCUGCUGAUGACAUUCUGGAAAAAAUUUCUUGUUUUGACGUUUGGCUUGAUAUGCACAAACGUCAUGACGAUGAGUAUCGCAAUCCUGGUCAAGAGCCUACUGGGACUCCUGAACGACAAAUCUAUCAGCUUCACAAGAACGUUUUUCUUGUUACUAGUCAUAAUACUGUUUCAAGUAUUAGAUGGGCUGAUAAUGGAAAACAUAUCGUUCUACAUGUAUAGAAUCAUCGCAACGAUACACGGCUUGUUCAUGAUAAGCGUGUUUAGGCACGGGAUGUGUCACCGGAGGAAGUUUGCAAAUAACAUAGAAGGCAUCAACUCCUUGAAUGUGUGCAACGAGGUUCUCCAUAGUUGCUCACCGGACUCUGAGUGCUCUAAAAACCCAUUGUUCUGCCAGGCAUUACGUUAUCAAAACAAGGAUGUUAACCCACAAAUGUUCAAUUUCGUCUUUAAUGACUCGUACUACAUCUCGAUGUCCCUGGAGCCGAUAAAAUUUAUAAUAGAGUUUGUGGCAAACUUCAUAUACGGGAUAUUCCUCAUAUCAGUGCAAAUGAAGGUCAAUAUAUGGGUGUUAUACGUGGUAGGAGUGCUCUUCGUGGUUCUCAUAGUAACAGUCGAGAUUGUUAACACAAUUCUGCUAAAAUUUAUGCUACACCUCAGAGAUUGUAGGAUAUCUAAGUCAAACCAUAUCAUAAUGGGACUGUCACUGGUAAAAAAGGUUAUGUACGACGAUAUCGCAACAAACAUUAUUACAAAAAGUAGAAACAAGGAACUCUCAAUUUUAUUCAUAAGGAUUUCAAUGCUGUUUUUCAACCUGGUGCUGUAUUCAUUUUGCAUUAACACGUCGUUCUACAUAAUUAAGCACCACUUUGUAGAAUUGGUUAGAAAAGCAUCUGUAGUCACUGAUAUAGAUACUACAGCAUUCAUGACCACCUUCUACAUAUUUCUAAGGAUUGUCACCUCCAUGUUUUUGAUACCGAGCUCAGUAAAGGCAAUCGGAGUGGCGUACAUAUCAUUCAAAAGGGCGGAUGAAUGCUUCAGAGACUCUUCCCCUAAUUUUUAUAUCAGUGAUAACAAAUACACGGGUUCAGUGAAAACAUCCACAAACAUAGUUCCGAUAACAACUCAACUUCCUAAGGAUGUUGUUGUUUAUUAUAAGGAUGCCACAUUCACAUGGGUCAACACACGCAAUGACCUGCUCAAUAAAAAUUAUGACACAUAUUUAAAAAAUAUAAACUUUGAGUUAAAACGUGGCGAGAUGGUUAUUGUUACAGGUUCUCAAGGUUCUGGCAAAUCAAAUUUUAUCAAAUCAAUGCUUGGUGAGAUGACUCUGGUCGGUGGAUCUAUGGCAAUUGUACCACUACACACAUCAAUGCCCAUAUUUUAUGCUUCACAAGAUAUUUGGUUACAGCACGGCACCAUCAGGUCAAAUAUCACGUUCGGAUAUAAGUUUGACGAGCAUCUGUACAACACCGUGCUUAAGGCUGUGGAACUUGAAUUUGACAUAUCAACCUGGGAUAAGGGUGACCUCAGAGUAGUGUCAGAUAAUGCCCAUUCACUCAGUGGAGGUCAACGUGUAAGAAUGGAGUUGGCUCGUGCAGUGUACGCUUAUAUGGUAUUCCAUCAGGUAAACAAGGAGUAUAACAACAGCCAAUGUUCGUUCUUGAUGUGUUUGGAUGCCUCGUUCCAUGGUUUGGACCCAUAUGUGUCCAAAACUAUAUUCAAUAACCUGUUUAAUGUAAAAACUGGGCUAUUGGUUAAGAAUGAUUUAAGUGUUGUUUUAACAUCGUCGAAACAGGGUCUUCAAACAUGUCUGAAUCCAUCCGAUGCCAAUCAAUUCCAUAACUUGCCAAUUUUUAACGUUAAAAACAAGGAAUUGAAGUUCUGUAGUAACUUGCACGACUUUAUGAAGAACAAUAAAGUAGAAAGUGAAGAUUACAAAUACAUAUCGACUAGCGACGGUGUCCCAUAUAACAUGAGUUAUAUAAGCAAUGAUAAAUUGGCACUAUGCUCCUCUGAUGAUAACACGAGAGAAGGUAGAACGGAAGUAACAAAAGCAAUCUACAGCAAGCUGUUCAACCUAAGAUCAACCAAUCAACUGUCAGACGUAACUUUGAGUACGUAUUUCGUGUUCAUGAAACCAGCACUGGUUACAUUCAUGAUAUUCAUAGUCCUAAACGUCGUGGCGACAAUUUUGGAUAGCGUAAAACUUGUCCUCUCAACGAACCUGUCAGAAUACAUAACCAAAAGGAUAAACCAGUAUAAGCAAGGAGAGCUGGUGAAUUUGUACGAAAUAAAGUCAAGAGCAAACAUAUCGUAUCAAAUAGUAUACAUCCUUAUAAUAAUAAUAAUCGUAACGUCAACAAUAUCAAUAGCCAUGUUCUCAAUAUCAUGCAUAAAGUCGUCUAGGAAGCUGCACGAGUACGUACUCGAUUCAAUAUUUAAAAACAGCGCAGCAAUAAUAAAGGUGAAAAGACAAAUAAGUCAAAUAAUCACGUACCUAUCAUGCGAUACCACAAUGAUCGACGACGGCAUAGGAAUGUUUCUGUCAUUGGUUUUGAUACACCUCAUACAAAUGCUGAUACACCUAGUAACACUGAUCUGGCUAGUGCCGGUUUCCCUGCCAGCUGUCUUUAUAACGCUGCUCAUAAUAUACAUUUUUGUUCUAAAGAGAUACGUAGACUCCUCAAAGAGCAUACACCUAGUGUAUUUAGAAUCAUCCUCACGAAUCAACGCAGGAUGCGAAAAUGCGAUUUCAGGCUCAUCGAUAUACAGAAGCUUUAAAAUGGAGUCAGAACUUAUGACAAAAAUCAUAGAGCACUCGGAGUACAAAUCUAGAACAAGAUUCAUGUACAGAUCAGUGUUAACAUGGUCAGCAGUGUCGUUUAAUUGGAUAUUCUCAGUGACAACACUGUUGAUACUUAUCAUACCAAUACUGCUGGACAGAUGCACAGAUUACGAUAUGAAUGUGGGCUAUUUCGGAUUGUCUCUGUCGCUGUGCAUGAGCAUUACGAAAUCGUACUCGAAAUUUUCAUCAAAUUUUUCAUUGCUAGAAAUGUUUAUGUGCUCCAUCAGAAGGUUCGAAUGUUUCAUACCCCCAGGUGAUAAGUUAAAAUUUAAAAAGUGCCAUAACACCCAUGAAGAACAUGUAGCUAACCCGGUUAGUAUCAACCUCACUAACGAAGACAAGACCCGCUUAUUAAGAAGGAGAUCUAUUGAAUUUAAAGAUGAAAACAAAAAAUUCUAUGCUUUGAGAAGACUGUUCUACCAUCCUAAACUACACAUCAUGGAUGUCAACGAUUACCUAAACCCCGAUCGCACAGGUGUCCAGCUAAAAGACGUGUGUGUGUACACAACACCUCAACACAACCCAGAGAGUAUGAUUCUAAAGCACAUAACAGUGCCAGCUGGUAAAUCUGAAAUCAUUGGUAUAGUGGGUAGAACGGGUGCUGGUAAAACGACGCUGUUGUCAGUGUUACAGAACAUAUCCACUAAUAGAACUGGACAAGUACUGUUGGAUGGUAAAGAUUUGAAUGAUAUCCCCAAGGUUGUCCUUCGACAGAUUAUAGGUGUGUUGCCACAACUGCCAUUUGUGUUCAAGGGUUGGACUAUUAGGAGGUUCCUUGAUCCGAGAAAGCUGUUUAGUGACGACGAGAUCAACCAGGCUUUGAGUAAAUGUGGUUUACUCAAUUUUGUUAACGAGCUUCCUGGAUCUAAGAAGCUGGAUAGUGUAAUAUUACAAGAUGAAGUUGCUUCAAAUAAUGCUAAACAAAAUUUAUCAAAUCUCCAAGUAAAUAAAUCAUAUGAAAAGACAGUUAAUACAGAAUAUAAUAAGCACGGUUAUGUUAGUGAUAUGUUACUAUCCAAUACUCAACUAAGAACCCUGUCAUUGGCAAGAUUGGUAUUGUACAAGCACUUCUUUAGGCUUAUUGUAGUUGAUGAGCCUCCUGAGGAAGAUCCCGAAACAGCCAGUAUCAGAAAAAAUGACCUUUCAGUUCCGAUUUAUGAUAUUUUACAGAAACAUUUUAGUCAUUGUACCACGUUUGUCACAGCACAUGAUGUUAACGUAUUAAAAUCUUGUACCUCUGUAUGGGUGAUACAUGAGGGGUGUGUAGUAAAAACUUGUAAAGCCAGUGAUGUAUCAGCAAAUGAGUCAAUAGCAGCGAUCAUUGAAGAAAGUGUAAAAUAUUCAAAAUAG